Molecule: messenger RNA, 4754 nt
Organism: Globicephala melas (long-finned pilot whale)
Lineage: Eukaryota; Metazoa; Chordata; Mammalia; Artiodactyla; Delphinidae
Gene: FAM53C
Product: family with sequence similarity 53 member C
Biological process (GO): protein import into nucleus
Cellular component (GO): nucleus
Source: RefSeq, a predicted model, not a curated record
GAACCGCCCUGGGCCCUCGUCAGAUUUACGGUGUUUUGGGUGACGGCUAAUUACAGAACCAAGUGGGAACGGCCCCGCAACCGUUGUAAAUCCUGGGUUUAUAACGUUCGAGCCCAUCCGGCAGCUGGAAGAGGGGCUCCCGGGACUCAGAGCAGGCCCUAAUCGGCGCUUGGACUACACUUCCCAGAAACCUUCACGCCGCGGACGGGUCCUCUGCUGGGGGAAGGGGGAUUCCUUCAGAGUGGCGGCCUUAGAGGGUAGGAGAGCAGGUGAGAGGAAUCCUGGCUAAUUCCGUUACGCGCCGGAACCGAGUUGGGGGCUGUACAGGGGCCGAUGUAGUAACAGAGGGCAGGGGCGAUGUCUUUGUUUACCUUCGACCGACACGGCCUCCCCCGGGGGUUCUGAGAUUUGCCUCCAACUGGGCCAGUCCACCUUCUGCAAUAUUUUGCAGGGGGUGACUCGCUAGGGAGGAAACCACCCUCAUCGCUAAAUUAAAGAGCCGGGCGUCUUCCUGACUGUGCUCUCCAAGAAAGACUUUGCGAGAGAAACGACGCGGGUCUCGAGCCUCCGCGGACGGUUCAGGGGCGUUCUGCGAACCGGAGCGAUCUCUCCACUCUCCUCAGGGGCCCGUUGGUUCGGGCCGGCGCCUUUUAAGGGCACCGUGGGGCGAACCGAGCGCUCAGAGCUGCUCCGGCCGCGGCCCUGGGAGCAGGAGGAGCCGCGACUCAGCAGGCAUGACUGGAGAGGGAAGUCCCAAUGGUGCUAGAAUGGUGCUGCAGUGGCAGAAGACGGCUCACGAGUGAGGUCUGGAAGAACAACAGGGAAGACAUCCAUCAUUUGCUCCAAAGUGUGCAAGUCAGAUUCCGGGGAGAAUCAUGAUAACCCUGAUCACUGAGCAGCUACAGAAGCAGACUCUGGAUGAGCUGAAAUGCACACGCUUCAGCAUCAGUCUGCCUUUGCCUGAUCAUGUAGACAUCUCCAACUGUGGGAAUCCUUUCCAGCUUGUGUCUGAAGGUGCUUCCUGGAGGGGCCUGCCCCACUGUUCCUGUGCUGAGUUCCAGGACAGCCUCAAUCUCAGCUACCACCCCUCAGGCUUGAGCCUGCACCUCAGACCACCUAGCCCAGGAAAUUCCCCACAGGAGCAGCCCCUCUCCCAAGUCCUAAGCCCUGAGCCUCCAGACCCAGAAAAGCUUCCUGUGCCCCCUGCCCCUCCAUCUAAGAGGCACUGCCGCUCACUCUCAGUGCCCGUGGACCUGUCUCGCUGGCAGCCGGUGUGGCGGCCCGCCCCCUCCAAGCUGUGGACUCCCAUCAAGCACCGGGGCAGUGGUGGAGGGGGUGGGCCGCAGGUGCCUCACCAGAGCCCCCCAAAGCGGGUCUCCAGCCUCAGGUUCCUCCAAGCUCCCAGUGCCUCUUCUCAAUGUGCCCCACCCCACAGACCCUACAGCCCCCCUUUCUUCAGCCUGGCCCUGGCCCAAGAUUCUUCUCGUCCCUCUGCCACCUCCCCCCAAAGUGGCUCCUGGGAGAGUGAUGCUGAGUCCCUGUCACCUUGCCCACCCCAGCGUCGCUUCUCCCUGUCACCCAGCCUGGGCCCACAGGCAAGCCGCUUCUUGCCCUCUGCCCGGAGCUCCCCCGCAUCCUCCCCAGAGCUGCCCUGGAGACCUCGAGGCCUGCGCAAUCUUCCCCGAAGCCGCUCACAGCCUUGUGAUCUUGAUGCCCGCAAAGCUGGAGUCAAGCGGCGCCACGAGGAGGACCCUCGGCGGCUGCGGCCUUCCUUGGACUUUGACAAGAUGAAUCAGAAACCAUACUCAGGAGGUCUCUGUCUCCAAGAAACAGCCCGGGAAGGCAGCAGUAUCUCUCCACCGUGGUUCAUGGCCUGUAGCCCCUCACACCUCUCUGCUUCCUGCAGCCCCAUUGGGGAUUCCUCCCAGGUGCUGAGUGAAAGCGAAGAGGAGGAGGAGGGGUCCGUGCGGUGGGGCCGGCAGGCGCUGAGCAAGCGGACAUUGUGCCAGCAGGACUUUGGGGACCUGGACUUGAAUCUCAUUGAGGAGAACUAAAACUGAGAGGCUACUUCCUGGGGCCACACAGACUGACUCUCUUAUGGCUACUAACAAGUGUCGAGGUCCCAAGGCCGGGGGCCCAGCCUGGGAAUGGGGGUGAGUGGAGGGCUCCGACUCAGGGCAGCCGGAAAUCUUCUCACUCCAGGAAGCUCGACCAUGCCGAGAGACUGGCUGGGACAAGAUAAACGGAGCUGGUGGCGGGAGGGACAGCCCCAGAGCAGGCCCUUACCAUGGCGGCCCUGAGUGUGAGUAUCCCUGCCACCGAGAAAGCAAUGGGCAGGGAAGGAAGGGGUCUCCUGACCCCAGCUCGGGGAAUUUCACUAGCCCCUUUGCUUCAAAGGGCACUUGUGUCUUAGAAUUUGGCCAGGGUGGGGGGUUCAUUCAGCCUCCUCUGAGAAAUUGUGUGAGAGUGUGUGCGUGCAUGAGAGUGCUCGAGGAAAGGUGUGUUUGGGUAGCCUUAGGGAAGGAAGGCAGUUGCUCCUUAACGGCAGAGCACCAUGGAUCUUGGGUUUUUAUGGGAUAGCAGGCUUGUUCAAGGAGUCAAGGUUCUAAGGAGCUCUGGAACCAGGCUCGUAAUCCAUUAGCACCAAUGGCUCUGCAGAGGAUUCUGUUUUGGGGUACAGCAGGGUCUUUUAAGUGCUGUGACCUCAGCUAAUGGUCUUUCCCUCAGGCCCACACCUCCCGUAGAUAGAUCUAGUAUUGGCUGGAGAGGACUCUCCACACUGAUUCUGAGCUGGCCUUUUUUCUCGCCAGAUUGCCUAGGCUGUGUACAACCUGCCUGUCUCACUCUCUAAGUAGAUGCAGGCAUAUGUGGGCAAGUGAGGCAGGGCUGAAGGGCUCCAUCUCUUUUUUUCCCUCCCUACUGAUGGGACCUUUUCCCCCUUACCCUCUGCCCUUCGAGGGUCAAGAACAAGGAAGGAAGGCCCUAUAUUGAGGCUGACCUACAGCAGAAGUAGUGUUCAGUCCCCAGCAGGCACCCCAGCACUAACUUUAGAGAAACCUAUUGUUAAAAGAUCCAGGCCCAGCCUCUUUUCUGACCUGCUUGAGAAAGAGGAAGGGGAUGUCAGCAUAUACUAGUUUGCUUGUCUUCCACUCCUGCUAGGAAAUGUUUGUCUCUAAUUGGUCCUUAGAGACCUCAGGGAGGUUGAGGCUCACCGAAGGACUGGCUGAGGAUGUGUAAAGCAAAGACUUUGAGAAGCAGCUGGGAGUUUGUUGUUGGAUUGAAUUUCUUUUUUUGUUUCACAGCCACAACUUGAGCCUGGGCAAUGGGUCUCAGUGGCCAUGGUGGUGGGUUUAAGGACUGCAGAAGCCCUGUAAGGCUGGCUCCAGUAGAGAUGCCUACUGAAGCUGCUGCCACAAUAGCUUGUGAGGCUUUGUCCAGCUUUGCUUAGACCCUGCGGUACCAAAUUGGACCUGCCCUUCCUGUUUAUUGGGAGAAGGGCAUUUUUCCAGGGUUUUGAAGGAACCAGUUGCUCAUGUUAGGGAAGAAGACCAAAGUCUGUGUGUUUUCUUCCUCGUGGAAUUGAACCUGUCAUUUUCUGGGUCUGCCACAUGUUGGAUAGGAGCAUCAGUGAGGCCCUAGCCUCCUUGCCUCCACUCCAGAGGAGGUGGCUGUUUCUUUUUCAGCCUCCAGCCCUCAGAGGUUCUACCCUUCCAGGGCUCCUUCACUUCUCCUGCUAGUUACCAAAUGUUACCAGUGAGCUACUAGGUCUGUAGGGGCUUGAGAGAGAGGCUUUCUGGAGAAUCUAAGGAAACCAUGAGCCCAGGAGUUGCCCAUCCUUGGUUUCAUCCCUCCCCUGGCUCUUUUCCCUCUUUAGGCCAUAAUUUCCCUGGUGCCAGCUUCUUUUCCUCCUGGGGCAUCCUCAUCCCUGGGCUCUCUGCUACACAGGGGCUGUGCCAGCUUACAAUAGGCCACUGGUAAUGCCAGUGGGGUCUCUGCAGACCCAAAGCUUAAGAAGUGAGGGCAAUAAUUCUGCCUCCACCCUGAGUUCCCCAAAGCUCUAGGGCACCAUCCUUAGGGGAGAAGAUCUGUAGAUGCCAUAUAUGAAUUCCAUUACUUUAAGAUCUGGAAAGUUAAACUAGCUGGAGCGAUCAUCUUGCUUCCCAAUCUAAGUACCUGUGGCCCUGGGACAAGGCUUUUCGAGAAGUGGUUUAUUUUGCUUUACACAGUAGAUCUGUUCCAACAGUUCUGUGUAAACCAAAUGCUGUUUUCCAAUGCAUUUGGACUGCUGACCAUUUAAAAGCAGCCUGUGAUUGCUUCUUUUGUAAAGCAAGCAACCUCCCUCUACUUUAGCUGUUUUGACUCUUUGGAUUUUCACAUAUUGGGCUUACCCAGAGUGGAGCACACCUCUGCCGGGCUGUGGUUGACCCUGGGUAGACAUCUGCAUCUGUGUUGUGUGUGUGGUGUGGCUGACCAGUAGGUGAGUAUUCCUGCGUGUGUGAGUGAAGCCACUCCCAGGCUGGUGCUCUCCUCCUGUGCCCGGUGACUGCCCAGUGGCAGCUCCAGCUGCCCUUCACUCCCACCUGCUGCCAAAGUCCCUGUGCUAAUGGGAUUACAAAUACAAAAAGUGGAAAAAAAUUUUUUCGUAAACUUUGUUUUAUAUUUUAAAAAAAUCCAUAAGUCUGUGUAUGUUAAAAAUGAGGUCCUGCCUCUGUGGCUGUGUUUGAAAAAAUAAAGUUUUAUUAGAAUAAUCCAUU